This is a messenger RNA of Aspergillus ochraceoroseus IBT 24754, 6119 nucleotides long. It is a transcript of the gene chsE, whose product is annotated as chitin synthase class Va. Lineage: Eukaryota; Fungi; Ascomycota; Eurotiomycetes; Eurotiales; Aspergillaceae. Gene Ontology annotation, cellular component: cell periphery; myosin complex; cell septum. The coding region runs from base 293 to 5863 and encodes 1856 amino acids. The record is from RefSeq and is a predicted model, not a curated record. Gene Ontology annotation, molecular function: cytoskeletal motor activity; chitin synthase activity; ATP binding. The transcript is spliced from 4 exons.
UUUUUUUUUUAGCGAUCAAUCUUUUGCGGUCCUUUUGAUCGUCCUUGCUCUUGUUGCAGGAAAUGUGCUUCCUCUGCCUUAGUCGUUAGGAAUUCACCAUCCAACGCGGUCAAACAUUCUUGAACCCGAAAAGAGCCCUCCCUUCGCUCCAACGUGGGCAACACCCUGAUUUCUCCAUCGAAUUCAACUCCAGAGUCCACGGAAAACCACUGUCGUUUAUCGUGAUAUCACCAGUACUCUGCUUUUGGGAAGACGCCAUUCCUCUGCGUGAGGCCUCUCAACACACACCGCCAUGGUUGGACCAUUGCCCGCGGGACAUACCCCGUCCCAUACCCAGUCGUCCCUCCCCUCGUUACCUGCCCAUCUACAAUCGGAUACGCACCUUACAGCGCAUCUAGCGAGCCGAUUUCAUGUCGGCCUACCCACGGCCCGCCUUUCUUCCCAUGCCUUGAUCAGCCUCAACAGCUACACCUCCUCCUCCAAGGGCCCGGAUGGCGCCAAGGAGGGUAGUGCCAUGGGGGAGGCGGAGGACCUGGCUAGACGUGCCUUUACGCGCUUGGGUGCCCGUGGAGAAAACCAAGCGGUCGUUUUUCUAGGAGAGAGUGGCGCGGGGAAAACCACCAUUCGCUCACACUUGCUGUCCUCGUUCCUUUCGUUCUCCUCAACCCCAUUGUCCUCCAAACUGUCCUAUGCCGCCUUCGUCUUUGACACCCUCACUACUACAAAGUCCCUGACCACCCCGACUGCUUCCAAAGCCGGUCUUUUCCUGGAGUUGCAGUAUGAUGGAUCCUCCUCCGUUAACCCUACCUUGAUUGGUGGCAAGAUCAUCGACCACAGACUGGAGCGGAGCCGAAUCGCUUCUGUGCCCACCGGUGAACGUAGUUUCCAUGUUCUGUACUAUCUCCUGGCCGGAACAAGCGCCGCAGAGAAAACCCAUCUGGGUCUGGACAGCCCCAUUCACGUCACCACCGCGGCUGGUAAGCUUUCGUCCGCGUCCGUCAGCCACAAGAGAUGGAGGUACCUGGGGCACCCAACCCAGUUGAAAGUAGGAAUCAACGAUGCGGAUGGCUUCCAGCAUUUCAAGACAGCCCUCCGAAAGCUGGAAUUUCCCCGGAGUGAAAUUGCGGAGAUCUGUCAGAUUUUGGCUGUCAUUCUCCACAUUGGCCAGCUCGAGUUUGCGAGUGGCCAAUCGACGACGACCUCCGCGGAGGAAUCGGGUGGCUACUCGCACGAGGGUGGGGAAACGGUCACGGUCGUGAAGAACAAGGAUGUUCUCUCCAUUAUCGCGGCAUUCUUGGGUCUUGGGGUCGCGGAACUGGAAGCUAGCUUUGGCUACCGCACCAAGACCAUUCACCGGGAGCGAGUCACGGUGAUGCUUGACCCGCAGGGUGCUAGGCAGAGUGCCGAUGAGCUUUCGCGGAUCCUAUACUCUCUUUUGGUUGCCUACGUUAUCGAGAAUGUGAACCAGAGGAUUUGCGCCGCGGAAGAUAGUGUAGCCAAUACGGUAUCAAUCGUUGACUUCCCCGGGUUUGCCCAGGCCUGUUCGACCGGAUCGACUCUCGAUCAGCUGUUGAACAACGCCGCCGUUGAAUCCUUGUACAACUUCUGUCUACAAUCUUUCUUCGAUCGAAAGGCCGAUAUGUUGGAACGUGAAGAAGUCGCGGUGCCUGCUACCAGCUACUUCGACAACACGGAUGCCGUGCGUGGGCUGUUGAAGCAAGGCAACGGAUUCCUGAGCAUCCUCGAUGACCAGACUAGACGGGGCAGAACGGACGCUCAAUUUCUCGAAUCUGUGCGUAGACGGUUCGAAAAUAAAAACCCCGCCAUCGUGACCGGUGGGGGCUCUGGGGGUUCUGGCUACGGAGCUGGUCUGGUGUCUCAAAAUGCGCGCUCGUCAUUCACCGUGAAGCACUUUGCCGGAGAGGUCGACUACUCGGUGACGGGUCUGCUCGAGGAGAAUGCAGAGGUGAUCUCGGGCGACUUGAUGAACAUCAUGAACUCGACUCGGAGCGACUUUGUCAGAGAGCUUUUCGGCCAAGAGGCCCUGCAAACUGUGACUCACCCCAAGGAGCGGACCGCUAUUAUGGAGGCGCAAGUUAGCUCGAAGCCUCUGCGGAUGCCGAGUCUGGCUCGACGCAAGACUAGCCCGGCGUCCCGACUCACCUUCGACGCCGCCGUGGCUGAAGAUCCCGAGGAGUCGGAAAGUCAGGCCGGCAGCUCGGCCAAAAACUCCGCCAGAAGGAAGACCGGAAUGCUGAUGGGUGGCAUGCAAUGCGCCGCUGGCCAGUUCCUUUCCUCCCUGGAUAUUCUGAACAAGUGUCUGAGCUCAAGCAAUUUGAAUCCGUACUUCGUUUUCUGCCUGAAACCCAAUGACCGACGCAUUGCGAAUCAAUUUGACAGCAAGUGUGUUCGUGCCCAGGUGCAGACCUUCGGUAUUGCGGAAAUAAGCCAGCGGCUGCGGAACGCAGACUUUAGCGUUUUCCUCCCGUUUGGGGAGUUCCUCGGCCUCGCGGAGGUCGGCAACGUGGUGGUAGGGAGCGACAAGGAGAAGGCUGAGGUCGUCCUGGACGAGAAACGAUGGCCUGGCAACGAAGCUCGGGUCGGCAGUACCGGUGUCUUUCUCAGCGAAAGAUGUUGGGCGGACCUCGCCAAGAUUGGGGAACGUGUUAUUCCUUCCUACCCGGCCGACGACGAGGGCAGUGACGGUCUGCUGCACCCACGGAGUGCGGGAUACAUGGACUCUAAGGUUCGGCUUCUCAACCCGGCGGAGCAUUCCCCUGGUGCCUAUAUCUAUGGCGAUGAAGCCAAGCAGGGUUCAAAUGGUAGCCGGGAUUUCGACGGGCGCUCUGAUGCUGGCGGUUCUGCAUUUAACUCGGGCGAUAUGUUCCGAAACCUGGAAACAAGACAACAGAUGCUGGAGAAGGGCAAUGAAAAGAAGAUGGAGGAGGUUGAUGACGCACCUGUUUCCGGCUCUCGAAAGCGCUGGAUGGCGCUGGUUUGGCUCCUCACAUUCUACGUCCCGACUUUUGCGAUCCGUUAUAUUGGUCGAAUGAAGCGGAAGGAUGUUCAGGUUGCCUGGCGCGAAAAGUUUGCCAUCAACUUGCUCAUCUGGCUAUGCUGUGGCAUUUCUGUUUUCAUCGUGGUUGGAUUCCCUGUCUUGAUUUGUCCUACGCAGCAUGUGUUUUCGAGUGCCGAACUGUCCUCGCACAAUGGGAAAGAUGGACACAACUCCUACACUGCCAUUCGCGGCGUUGUGCUGAAUCUUGGGGAUUUCAUGCCCUCCCAUUACCCAGAUGUUGUUCCGCAGUCAGCCUUGAAAAAAUAUGCCGGGGUUGAUUCCACUACUCUUUUCCCCGUCCAGGUCUCAGCCUUGUGCCAGGGCCAAACCGGCUCCGUCAAUGAAUUGGUUCUCCUCAACUACCAGUCGACCAACACCUCGGGAUCGACUACUUCCACCAGUACGGACACCAAUGCCCAGUAUCAUGACUUCCGUUACUUCACCGGGGACUACCGGCCCGACUGGUUUUAUGAGCAAAUGAAGAUGCUCAAAUCAAACUACUUCCAGGGAUAUGUUGGUUACACCAUGGCUUACAUCAAAAAACUCGGCGAUAAAUCGCAGUCAAUUGGUGUCAUCGACGGCAAAGUUUAUGACCUGACCACAUACGUCGCGGGGGGCCGAAGGAUCCAAGCCCCCGAAGGGCAGUCCAUUCCUGAUAACGUCGAUAGCGAUUUUAUGUCUCCGCUGGUUGUCUCACUCUUCCAAGGCCGGCCCGGCCAGGACGUGAGCAAGCAAUGGGAGAGCCUGGAUAUCGAUUCGGUCUUGCGCCAGCGGAUGAUGACCUGUCUAGACAAUCUCUUUUUCGUUGGCCACGUUGACACGCGUAACUCGACGCAGUGUCUGUUUGCUCGGUAUUUCAUUCUCGCCAUCUCGUGUCUUGUCUGUUCCGUUGUUGUCUUCAAGUUCGCCGCUGCCUUGCAAUUCUCCAGGAAGAACAUGCCCGAGAAUCUGGAUAAAUUUAUUAUUUGUCAGGUCCCGGCCUAUACCGAAGAUGAGGAUUCCCUCCGUCGUGCCAUGGACUCGAUGGCCCGCAUGCGGUAUGAUGACAAACGUAAGCUGCUUGUGGUUAUCUGUGAUGGCAUGAUUAUUGGACAAGGUAACGACCGCCCUACGCCUCGGAUUGUUCUGGACAUCUUGGGCGUUCCGGAGUCCGUGGAUCCUGAACCACUCAGCUUCGAGAGUUUAGGAGAAGGCAUGAAACAACACAAUAUGGGUAAAGUUUAUUCGGGCCUCUAUGAGGUCCAGGGUCAUAUCGUGCCGUUCCUGGUUGUUGUCAAAGUUGGAAAGCCCUCGGAAGUCUCCCGCCCUGGAAACAGAGGCAAGCGUGACUCGCAGAUGGUCCUCAUGCGAUUUUUGAACCGCGUCCAUUACAACUAUCCUAUGAGCCCGAUGGAGCUUGAGAUGCACCACCAGAUCCGCAACAUCAUUGGAGUGAACCCGACUUUCUAUGAGUUCAUCCUCCAGGUCGACGCCGAUACGGUCGUCGCCCAAGAUGCGGCAACGCGGAUGGUUUCGACAUUCCUUAACGAUACUCGCGUCAUUGGUGUCUGUGGAGAGACCGCUUUGACCAAUGCCAAAACCUCGGCAGUGACUAUGAUUCAGGUGUACGAAUACUACAUCUCACACAAUCUCACCAAGGCCUUCGAAAGUCUUUUCGGAUCGGUUACCUGUUUGCCCGGCUGCUUCACCAUGUAUCGCAUUCGAUCCGCCGAGAGUGGCAAGCCCCUCUUCGUCAGCAAAGAAAUCGUCGAGGCUUACUCGGAAAUUCGCGUUGACACUUUACAUAUGAAGAAUCUCCUGCACCUGGGAGAAGAUCGGUACCUGACAACUUUGCUCCUGAAGCAUCAUCCCAAGUACAAGACCAAGUACAUCUACAAUGCCAAGGCCUGGACAAUCGCCCCGGAGAGCUGGGCAGUGUUGCUGUCACAACGUCGUCGAUGGAUUAAUUCUACUGUGCACAACUUGAUUGAGCUUAUUCCGCUCCAGCAACUGUGCGGUUUCUGCUGCUUCAGUAUGAGGUUCAUCGUCUUCCUUGACCUUCUCAGUACUGUUAUUAUGCCUGUCACUAUCGCUUACAUCAUCUAUCUCAUUGUUUGGAUCGUGAGGGACACCUCAACCAUCCCGUACACCUCGUUCAUUUUGCUCGCGGCAAUCUACGGUUUGCAAGCUCUCGUUUUCGUUGUUCGCCGGAAAUGGGAUAUGGUUGGGUGGAUGUUUAUCUAUCUUCUUGCCUUGCCUGUGUAUUCAUUGGCCCUCCCUCUUUACUCCUUCUGGCACAUGGACGAUUUCUCCUGGGGUAAUACUCGUGUUAUCACGGGUGAGAAAGGUCGCAAGGUUGUCAUCUCGGACGAAGGUAAAUUCGACCCGGCUUCCAUUCCGAAGAAGACGUGGGAGGAAUACCAGGCCGAAUUAUGGGAAGCUCAGACAUCUCGAGACGACCGUUCUGAAGUCUCUGGAAUCUCCUACGGAACCAAAUCAUACCACCCUGCACAGUCCGAGUAUGCGUUCCCAACGUCAAGACCCAUGUCUCAGCUUGAGCUGCCUCGCUAUUCAUCCCGGAUGUCGCUGGCACCCUCCGAAAUGCUGAGCCGGCACAUGGAUAUGGAAAUGGAAGAUCUUCCCAACCUCCCCAGCGACGAUGCAAUUCUGUCGGAGAUCCGCGAGAUCCUCCGAACUGCCGAUUUGAUGACCGUCACCAAGAAGAGCAUCAAGCAGGAACUUGAGAAGCGAUUCGGCGUCAGCCUCGACGCCAAGCGUCCCUACAUUAACUCUGCCACGGAAGCCAUUCUCUCGGGCAACCUCUAAUCUCGCGACAAUCCCGUUGCUUGUAAUUUCCCACGAACUGAAUUCUCAACCGUUGUUUCUCUUCCGCCUUGCAUAAAAAUUGUAUAAACACCAACCCCCUCAACUUGCCCAACAUCUAAUACUUGCAUCACCCUCGAUAUAUCAUCAUCCUCUUUUACCUAUUCAUCUAUGUACGAGGUGUAACUUUCAGCCGGCGUUUUUGACUUGCUUGUUUUCUUUGUUUUCUUUGCAUUUUUUUUUUUUUUUUUGGAAUCUU